Messenger RNA from Pipistrellus kuhlii (Kuhl's pipistrelle), 774 nucleotides. RefSeq names its product testis expressed 35 (gene TEX35). Lineage: Eukaryota; Metazoa; Chordata; Mammalia; Chiroptera; Vespertilionidae. The transcript has 8 exons. The coding region runs from base 19 to 579 and encodes 186 amino acids. The record is from RefSeq and is a predicted model, not a curated record.
GGGCGGUGAUGAUCGCGGAUGAGGGAGAGACAGACAUAUGAAUGCAAAGGAAUUAAAUCAGAAGGGCCAUUUACCAAAACGGCCGGGACGAGGGAGCUAAAGAAUGAUCUCAGGGAGGUGAGGGAAGAGCUCAAGGAAAAGAUGGAGGAGAUAAAACAGAUAAAAUGUGUAAUGGACAAGGAUUUCGAUAAACUCCAGGAAUUUGUGGAGAUUAUGAAGGAAAUGCAGAAGGAUAUGGAUGAGAAGAUGGAUGUUUUAAUAAAUAUACAGAAAAACAGCAAGCUUCCCCUUAGAAGAGGACCAAAGGAGCAUCAGGAACUCGGGCAGAUAGGAAAGCCUGACAUAGAAUCACAGCACCUGUUCAAGAAACUGGAGGGAGCUGAAGGAGCAUCGCUUUGUAGUCACAAGAAGAAUAUGGCACUACAGAAACUCAGAAAGGACCCACUGGACUCCCUUCAAUGUGGGACCUGCUAUGAGAAAUGUAUGUUGUGUGCCCUAAAGAACAGCCACAAUCAGGGCAGGAGACCACACCGGGCCUGGGCACCCUCCUCAUCGUUGGCAUCUGGAGCUGCAUUCUGAUGUAUCUGUGCUACAACCUCUACAUGAUCGAGGACAUGCUUCCAACUUAGUGCUGCCACGGAACCGGAACCCACCAGAGCGCCAUUUCAUCCUCCCCCAACUCCUUGAGCUGCACAGUAGAGGCUUGUUGCCCCUUCCAUACCACCCCGCCUCAGGCCUCCCGCCACCAGAUUAAAAUCUUCAUUGAAAGCCAAA